GUGGACGUGGCAUACCGCUGCAGCAGUUCCGCUGAAUGUCGGAUUCUUAUUCCAAGAAGGGAUUAGGGAGAAACACCCCUAGACGACAUCGAUUUUCUGACCCCGUCGCUUGCCGAGUUUACAAUUUACGAAGAGCCAAGUGACGCCUUACCAUUCACAACACUUUGGAGAUUUAGGGAUGAAAUAAAGAUGAAUGUAAACCAGCACACUCCAAUGGCCUCUCCCUACGGCCAGCCUCAGUCCAGCUAUGGGCAGCCCACCUUUACCCAUCUGGAUGGGGGCUACCCUGCACCCUACGCACCUUAUAAUGGCCCCAUGUCGGCCUAUCAGCCUGGAGCUCCACCACAAGGUUAUUCAUCUUUCACCACCUUUCCCUCUAAGGCUACGGCAGCCAACCCAGUCUCUGAGCUCUCCUCUCCUCUUGAUUUAGGUCAUGGCAGGGCUCCACCCACUUCCAGCUCCCCGCCAGUAUCCGCUACUCAAGCGUACAACCAGUAUGGUCACCAUCAGGGGGCCAUGCAGAAUGGACCCCCGCCUUUGACGCAAGUGCCCCCCAGGCCUGCUGCGGUAUCUCAGUCCUACAGCCUGUCAGGGCCGCCCACCUCCUUCCCCCAACACUACGGGCCCCCACCCACAAUGCAGCACGUCACCAAUCAGAUGAGCGGGUUGCAGAUUUCCUCUGGUUCUCCCAGCGCUACCGCGCCUGGAUAUGCACCACCACAAAGCGCCCAGCCGCCUGUCAGCACUUCCUUCUCAGCCCCUCCUCCCUCCUCCUACACGCAAGCGCCGCCCCCCACGUCAUCCCCUCCAACUGAGCAGCCACCCCAGCCCAGUGUGCCUGCUGCUCCUCUGCAAUACUAUGGAGGCCCUCCUCCCUCACAGCAGCCGUUUAAUUCUUCCCUCCCUCCUACCUCUCAACAGCAGUUUGCCUCCCCUGCGCUGCCUUCCCCAUCCACUCAACAGCCGUUUCCUCUUUCCUCCUAUUCUGCUCCUCUGCCAACUCAAGCUCCCUCUCCAUCAGUAUCGCAGCCUCAGCAGCCAUUUCCCCCCUCUCAGCCUGUGUUCUCCUCAGCCCCUCCACCUGUCAGCCAGCCCUCCUUCACCCCCGGCCAGGGCUCCUUCCCUCCAAGAGUGCCCCCUCCCUCCUCUCAACCUGGGUCAUAUCCUCUGCCUGGCCCUCCUCCAACGUCAUCACCCUCUGGCCAGUACCCAGGCCCUAUGCCGCCUCAGCAGCAGCCCGGUCCCUCUCAGCCGCCACCCUUCCCCUCAGGUCCUUUUCCCACCAGACCACAGAUGCCACCCACAUCUAUGCAUCAGAGCAACCACUUGCCUCCAGGACCACAGGGCCUACCAGGCCCUCCUGGACCCAUGCAGCAGCAGCAGCAGCAGCACCCCACACUUCAGCCUGGUAUGCCGGGAGUGUACCCACCCCAACAGAAUGGUGCAUUUGGGCAGGUGAGAGGCCCUCAGCCUGGCUACCCGAGCCCCUAUCCUGGCCAGCCAAACUAUGGCGCUCCUGCACCAGCACCGGCCCCAGCCCCCCCCGGACAGAAAAGACUGGACCCGGACAGCAUUCCUAGCCCGCAAGCAUCUGACAUGCCGGCUGUGCAGAAGUCAAGACAUAGAAUAGAUCCAGACGCUAUUCCCAGCCCCAUCCAAGUCAUAGAAGAUGACAAGGCCAAGAGCACAGAGCCUUUCACCACAGGGGUUAGGGGACAAGCCCCACCGCUGGUCACCACCAACUUUCAAGUCAAAGACCAAGGGAAUGCCAGCCCCAGGUUCAUCCGCUGUACGGCCUACAACAUGCCGUGCACGGCAGACAUGGCUAAGCAGUCUCAGGUCCCCCUGGCGGCCGUCAUCAAGCCACUCGCCACGCUGCCGCCAGAUGAGACACCCCCAUACCUAGUAGACCACGGAGAAGGUGGUCCCGUCCGUUGCAACCGCUGCAAAGCCUACAUGUGUCCAUACAUGCAGUUCAUUGAAGGGGGGCGUCGCUUCCAGUGUGGAUUUUGCUCCUGUGUCACAGAAGUUCCUCUGCAUUAUUUCCAGCAUCUUGACCAUACUGGGAAGAGAGUAGACUUCUAUGACCGACCGGAGCUCUCGCUGGGCAGCUAUGAGUUCCAGGCCACAGUCGACUACUGUAAAAACAACAAGCUUCCUCAGCCUCCAGCCUACAUCUUCGUUAUUGACGUGUCCUACAACGCCGUCAAGAGCGGCAUGGUCAGCAUUGUCUGCCAAGAACUUAAGACUCUCCUGGACCACCUGCCCAGAGAGAACCCAGACGCGGACUCAGUGGUACGGGUGGGCUUUGUCACCUACAACAAGGUCCUGCAUUUCUACAACGUCAAGUCCAGCCUGGCGCAGCCGCAGAUGCUGGUGGUGUCGGACGUGUCGGACAUGUUCGUGCCUCUGCUGGAUGGCUUCCUGGUUAACGUCAAUGAGAGCCGCCUGGUUAUCGAAAGUUUGCUGGACCACAUCCCGGAGAUGUUUGCAGACACCAGAGAGACCGAGACAGUCUUUGGACCUGUUAUACAGGCCGGGCUGGAGGCGCUCAAGGCUGCAGACUGUGCAGGGAAGCUGUUUGUUUUCCACACUUCGUUGCCCAUUGCUGAGGCUCCUGGUAAACUCAAGAACAGGGACGACAAGAAGCUCAUUGGCACUGAUAAGGAAAAGUCUCUGUUUCAGCCGCAAGCAACUUCCUACAACAUGCUGGCUAAGCAGUGCGUGGCUCAAGGCUGCUGCGUGGACCUCUUCCUCUUCCCCAACCAGUACGUGGACGUGGCCACGUUAAGUGUGGUUCCCAUCUCCACUGGAGGCUCAGUCUAUAAGUACACCUACUUCGAGGCUCAGUCGGACCAGGAGAGAUUUCUGAACGACCUCAGACGAGAUGUUCAAAAGCCUGUUGGCUUUGACGCCGUCAUGAGAGUUCGAACCAGCACAGGUAUUCGAGCCACAGACUUCUUUGGCUCGUUCUUCAUGAGCAACACCACUGACGUGGAGCUGGCAGGACUGGACUGCGACAAGGCGGUCACAGUGGAGUUCAAACACGACGACAAGCUUAGCGAGGAGACCGGGGCGCUCGUCCAGUGCGCCGUCCUCUACACCAGCUGCGGUGGACAAAGGCGCCUGCGCAUCCACAACAUGGCGGUCAACUGCUGCUCCCAGCUGGCCGAUGUCUACCGCAACUGUGAGACAGACACCAUCAUCAACUUUCUCUCCAAAUAUGCUUACCGUGGCAUCCUGAACAACUCUACCAAGGCAGUGAGGGACACUCUGGUCAAUCAAUGUGCUCAGAUCCUGGGCUGCUACCGCAAGAACUGUGCAAAUCCCUCAUCAGUUGGUCAGUUGAUCCUCCCUGAGUGCAUGAAGCUUCUGCCAGUCUACUUGAACUGCGUGCUGAAGAGCGACGUGCUGCUGCCUGGCGCUGACGUGUCGCUGGAUGACCGAGCGUACCUCCGGCAGCUCAUCAGCUGCAUGGAUGUGGCCGAGACCCACGUCUUCUUCUACCCUCGACUGCUGCCGCUGAUGAAGCUGGAGAGCGGGUCGUUGCCGAUGGCGGUGAGGGACUCUGAAGAGAGGCUGUCCAAAGGCGGCGUUUACCUGCUGGAGACGGGCCUCCAUCUCUUCCUGUGGGUGGGAGCCAACGCUCAACAAGAGCUGUUGCUAAACAUUUUUGGAACGUCCAGCUUCAGCCAGAUCAACUCCACCAUGACAAGUCUGCCGGUGCUGGACAACCCCUUUUCACAAAGACUCAGAGAGAUUGUGGACUCCUUCAGAGCACAGCGGUCACGAUACAUGAAGUUAAUGGUGGUAAAGCAGGAGGACCGCUCGGAGCUCAUUUUCAGGCACUUCCUGGUGGAGGACAAGAGCGCCAGCGGGGGCGCAUCCUACGUGGACUUCCUGUGUCACAUGCACAAGGAGAUCCGCCAGCUCCUCAGCUAGGUCAACAAAGUCCCGCCUUCCUCCUCUUCCUCUCUCCUUAUUUUUUAACCUAAUAAACUUUAAAGCUCUCCUCGUUGUCAGCUGAGAUCUAGAGCUGUCACAUUUCCUGCUGUGUGUGUGUGUGUGUGUGUGUGUGUGUGAGAGAGAGAGAGAGAGAGAUCAUCUGAUGUUAAUAGAGCUUUACUCUGCCUCAAAUCUACUGUAGUGGGAGAAGGGAGAGAGAUGAUGUAUAUAAAAACAAACACACACAAAAAGAAUGAUGUGUUAUGCAACUGACUGUAUUUACUAGCACUGAAAAGACUUUUUUUUUUUAAUAGAAUCCUCUUAAGAGUUAAAGGAUGUCUAUCUGCUAGCAAGAUAUGAAUGGAAUCAAGUAAAUGCUGUAACACCCCCCCCUUCUUUAAUCAUUGCCUUAGCACCCCCUUGAUGGUGUGUGUACAUGUGUGUGAUUUUCUUUUUAAAAAUUUACAUUUCAGCUACUGUUUUCCUUGCCUGGCAGCAACAGCAAAUGCCCAGAGCAAAUAUGACCACAACAUUAGGUACACCGACACAAGGAGCGUCAUCAGCGCAGGUGGCUUUAGCAGAAAUCAUAGUUAUGCUCAUUUUUUUAGGUUGUUUUUUUUUUUUGCCAAAAUGUAGGAAAGGCCCUUCCCUCACAGGUGUACCUAAUGAAGUGUCCCUUGCUGGGUGGAUCCGUUGAUAGGUCAUAAAUAAGCAGCACAAACAAAACGAUCAGUGAAUGAAUGAGCUGAGCCCUCUGUUUAUAUAUACAUAUAGAUAUAUACAUAAACUAUAUACGAGUACUGUGUACAGAAUGAAUAACCCUUUUAAGUUAAGAGAGCUGAUGAAAUAUAAAUAAAACAAAUCACAGCUUUUACUAAUAA
Messenger RNA from Dunckerocampus dactyliophorus (ringed pipefish), 4826 nucleotides. It is a transcript of the gene sec24c, whose product is annotated as SEC24 homolog C, COPII coat complex component. The transcript is spliced from 25 exons. Gene Ontology annotation, cellular component: COPII vesicle coat; endoplasmic reticulum exit site. Lineage: Eukaryota; Metazoa; Chordata; Actinopteri; Syngnathiformes; Syngnathidae. The record is from RefSeq and is a predicted model, not a curated record. Bases 190 to 3942 code for a protein of 1250 amino acids. Gene Ontology annotation, biological process: endoplasmic reticulum to Golgi vesicle-mediated transport; COPII-coated vesicle cargo loading; intracellular protein transport. Gene Ontology annotation, molecular function: SNARE binding; zinc ion binding.